AUGAAUAAUUUCCUAAUAAUGACGGAAGCAAAAUUUGAAUUGAUUGGACAUAGAGGAGCUCCAAAUUUGAGACCUGAACAUACGUAUGAAUCCUAUUUAUUGGCUUUUCAACAAGAUGCUGAUUAUAUUGAAUUUGAUGUAAUGCCAUCUAAAGAUGGAGUCCUUAUGGUGACUCAUAGUUUUGAAUUAACUGAAAUUAGUAAUGUUGCCUCUGUGAGCAAAUUUUCGGAUAGAAAGAAAACUAAAGUUGUCGAUAAGAAAUCAUAUUCUGGAUGGUUUAUUGAGGAUUUUACUGCUUCUGAAUUACAGGAAUUGAGAUUGAGAGAAAGAUAUCCACAAGCUAGAACUACCAAGUUUGAUGACAUCUUUGUCAUGCCAACUCUUGAAACAGCACUUGACUAUAUAAUUGCUAUUACUCCAAAUAAUUCUUCUAAAAUCAAGCUCUAUAUCGAAACAAAGCAUCCAACAUAUUUUGCAUCUGCUUUGAAUGUCGAUGUUAACCAAUUGCUUGUUAAUGUUUUGGAGAAGUACCAUUAUCUUGAAUAUACCAUGUUCCAAUCAUUUGAAAUUUCAAGUAUGACUAGUAUUCGUACAAUUUUGUCCAACAAGAAUAUUCAACCAUUGGGAUAUGUGAUGCUUUUAGUGGCUAAUGGUUCUCAAAUUGAUAAUGGAAGAAAUUUUGAUGAGUACCUGACUGAGGAAGGUAUUGAUACAGCAAAGAGUGCUGGUAUCACUGGUUUCGGACCAGCUUGGAAGAUGGUUACUAAACCAUGGGUUGAAUCAGUUCACAAGAGAAAUUUAAUCAUUCACCCAUAUACUUACAGACCUGAGGAAUACUUUUUGAAACAAACCCCAUAUACCACCUUCUCUGAUUUUAUUAAGAGUGCUUUGGAACUUGGUGUUGAUGGAGUUUUCACUGAGGACAUUGAUCAAACCAGAGCCAUUGUUCUUGCCUAUGAAUCCAAUUCAGUUGUGACUGUCUUGCUAAUCGUUGCCUUUGUAUUCGUUGGAGUUUUAUUCAUUGUCAUUGCUGCCUCUGUUUUAUCAGCUUACCUUUGCAAGAGAAAGACCAAUCCAUCAUCAUCAGCCACCCAAAACAGAGAAGAACGUGCAGGUCUUGCCCAACAAUCCAAUUCCUAUUCAUAUAAUCAAGAUGAAUAA
Messenger RNA from Naegleria gruberi, 1161 nucleotides. RefSeq lists its product as uncharacterized. The coding region runs from base 1 to 1161 and encodes 386 amino acids. Gene Ontology annotation, cellular component: periplasmic space. The record is from RefSeq and is a predicted model, not a curated record. Lineage: Eukaryota; Heterolobosea; Eutetramitea; Acrasida; Naegleriidae. The transcript is spliced from 2 exons. Gene Ontology annotation, biological process: lipid metabolic process. Gene Ontology annotation, molecular function: glycerophosphodiester phosphodiesterase activity.